UCGAACUUCGUCUUGUUUAUCUGGGCCUUGGAAGCCGGAGAACUUUGGGAGCAGAGACGAUGGGAAGGGUUGAGCCGGGGGAACCAGGCGAUGGCGCCGGCGCCGGCGCUGGCGAAGUGGGAUCAAGUUCGCUGGUGGUGGCGGAGAGGAGUUUCCCACCGGCGGCGCAACCGGAGAUUAUGCGGGCCGCGGAGAAGGACGAUCAUUACGCCUCAUAUGUCCAUGACGCCUGCCGCGAUGCGAUUCGCCACCUCUUUGGAACUAGGGCUGCUGUUGCAUAUCAGAGCGAGAUCAAGCUGUUGGGGCAGGCACUUUACUACAUGCUAACAACAGGAUCUGGGCAGCAGACAUUGGGAGAAGAGUAUUGUGACAUAUCUCAGGUUGCAACUUCUUAUGGUCUUCCACCUACACCUGCUAGGCGUGCUCUUUUCAUUGUUUACCAGACAACAAUUCCUUAUCUCGCAGAAAGAAUUAGUUCUAGGAUGACUGCUCGUGGUAUUCAAUUGGCUGAUGCUGCAUUUGAUCAGAUGCAUGCGAACACCAGCCAUGUCAGUGGAAGUGGUCAAGCACAAUCUUCCAUGCUUGCUGAUGGUUCAUCUUUAACAGGCGUGCGUACAUCAGCUCUUUCAAGGUUAAAAGAGAGAGUCAACAAUUUAUGGUUGUGGACAGUUCAGAAGUGGCCUAUGGUUCUUCCCUUUGCCUGUGAAGCCAUACAAUUGGCUCUCCGUGCCAACCUGAUGCUCUUUUAUUUUGAAGGCCUCUAUUAUCAUAUAUCAAAGCGUGCAGCAGGCAUACGCUAUGUAUUUAUUGGGAAGCCAUUGAACAAUCGACCUAGGUAUCAAAUUCUAGGUGUUUUUCUUCUCAUCCAACUUUGCAUUCUUGGUGCUGAAAGACUACGCAGGAGCAAUUUAUCAUCGGUCACUACUACUGUAAAUCAGACAGCACUCGGAAGUCAAUAUUCUUCAACAGGACAAGGGUUACCUAUUUUGAACGAAGAUGGUGAUUUGAUCGAAAUUUCUAACAUUAACACUGGCAGCUCAACCUCUGCUUCCACGUCCACUUCAGAGUCUCAAACAUCAGGUAGUAUGAGCAAAUGCACUCUCUGCCUCAGCAAGCGCCAACAUCCCACAGCCACUCCAUGUGGUCAUGUCUUUUGCUGGAACUGCAUCAUGGCGUGGUGCAAUGAAAAACCCGAAUGUCCUCUUUGCCGUACGCCAAUGACUCAUUCAAGUCUAGUUUGUAUAUACCAUUCAGAUUUCUAGUCUUGCUACAAUUCAUUCUUUUGUUCUUU
Dioscorea cayenensis subsp. rotundata (Guinea yam) is the source of this 1291-nucleotide messenger RNA. RefSeq names its product peroxisome biogenesis factor 10. NCBI's taxonomy places the organism in Eukaryota, Viridiplantae, Streptophyta, Magnoliopsida, Dioscoreales, Dioscoreaceae. Gene Ontology annotation, biological process: protein import into peroxisome matrix. Bases 60 to 1262 code for a protein of 400 amino acids. Gene Ontology annotation, molecular function: zinc ion binding. The transcript has 11 exons. The record is from RefSeq and is a predicted model, not a curated record. Gene Ontology annotation, cellular component: peroxisomal membrane.